Molecule: messenger RNA, 4313 nt
Organism: Ornithorhynchus anatinus (platypus)
Lineage: Eukaryota; Metazoa; Chordata; Mammalia; Monotremata; Ornithorhynchidae
Product: immunoglobulin superfamily containing leucine-rich repeat protein 2
Exons: 2
Coding region: 212-2815 (867 amino acids)
Molecular function (GO): protein binding
Source: RefSeq, a predicted model, not a curated record
UGAAUCAAUCGUUUUUGGGGGGAAGAGAGGAAAAAGUACCAACUGGUCUCCUUCCCCCGCCCCCUCUCUCCAAGUCCUCGAACAUCCUCCGCUCCAGAGGGAGGCUUACUUGAUCAAGAGCCCGAAAGCCCUUCGCAUGUAGACGGGGCUCCGCAGGGUCGGGCGGGCUGGGCGAGGCGGUUCUGGGUGCGAGGGCGCGGACCAGUGGGGAAUGUGCGCGGCAGCCUAUCGAUGCGAUAAAUAUUGCAUUGGCUCAGGGGAAGGUGCCUGCUGCGUUAACACACGCAGAAUAUGCAGGAGGUGGGAGAGGCUGGGCGCGCCCCCGCCGACGUCGGGAGCGCGCUCCGACUCCCCCGCCGACCUGCAGCCUGCCGAAAGGUGGGGGGCGAGAGGAAAAAUCGCCGGUCGUCGGGAGUGGAGGGCGGGGGACCCCCUAAACCUCCCCAGGCCCCCCAAAUGGCUCUUGCCUCUCGGGUGCAGAGGCCGGGCAGCGGUGGGAAGGGAUGCAGAGAUGGACUCUCCGCCGGCGCCUGCACUUUGCAACUCCGAGCCUAGAGUUGGGGGUGGGAGGGUCCCUGGCAGCCGUCCCUCCCCAUCCUCCCGCCCUGUUCGGCUCUCGAGGAGUCGAAGCGGUCAAGGAGAGAGGAUGGCGCCCGUGCGGGGCCUGUGGCUGGCCUGGGCGCUGCUGGGGACGGCCCGGGGGUGCCCGGAGCCCUGUGCCUGCGUGGACAAGUACGCUCACCAGUUCGCCGACUGCGCCUACAAGGACCUGCAGACGGUGCCGUCGGGGCUGCCCGCCAACGUGACCACCCUGAGCCUAUCGGCCAACAAGAUCGCGGCCCUGCCGCGCAGCGCCUUCGCCGAGGUGCCCCAGGUCACCUCCCUGUGGCUGGCGCACAACGAGAUCGGGGCCAUCGAGCCGGGGGCCCUGGCCGUCCUGAGCCAGCUGAAGAACCUGGACGUGAGCCACAACCAGAUCGUCGACUUCCCCUGGGGCGACCUGCACAACCUGAGCGCCCUGCAGCUGCUGAAGAUGAACAACAACCGCCUGGCGGCCCUGCCGCGGGACGCCUUCCUCACGCUGCGGGACCUGCGCUCCCUCCGCAUCAACAACAACCGCUUCAGCGGCAUCGCCGAGGGCACUUUCGACGCGCUGACCUCGCUGUCCCACCUGCAGAUCUACAACAACCCCUUCGACUGCUCCUGCCGCCUCCUCUGGCUCAAGGCCUGGGCGGAGCGCACGCUCAUCUCCAUCCCCGAGCGCGACUCCAUCGCCUGCGCCUCGCCGCCCUCGCUGCAAGGGGUGCCCCUGGCACGCCUGCCCGACCUGCGGUGCUCGCCCCCGGGGGUGCGGCUGACCACCCAGCCCGACCUGGCCGGCGCCGAGCUGCAGGACGGCUGGGCCCUGGCGCUGCACUGCGCGGCCAGCGGGCACCCGCCGCCCCGGCUCCAGUGGCGGCUGCAGACGGCCGGGGGCGCCGUCCUCAUCGAGGGUCCCGACGCCGACGACGGGGAUGGCAAGGACCUGCCCGCCGAGCCCCCCCGAAGACCCCCGUCCCGCUUCCUGGCCCUGGGCAACGGCACCCUGCUCAUCCCGCGCCUGAGCAAGAAGGAGGAGGGAACGUACACCUGCCGGGCGGACAACGAGCUGGGCAGCAACGAGUCGUCCAUCAGCGUGGUCGUGGCCGGGCCGCACAAGUACCCGGCCGGCCCCCUCGGGGAGCUCCCGGGCCCGGGGGGAAAGGGGCAAGGCGGGGAGGGGAAAGUGGCGAGCCGGGGCUACGGGAACAGCGUCCUGACCAGCAAAUCCGAGGAGAGGACCAAGACGUGGGGCGCGGGACCGGCCCGGGGCCCCGGCUCGGGGCCGGCGGGGAGAGGCCCUGCGGGGGCCGGGGACGGGGACGAGGGGGUCGGGGAGGGCGGAGAGGAGGACCCGCUCCAGCCGCUGCCCUUCGAGCCUCGCUGCGGCCGCGGCGACCCCACCCUCUACGUGUCCAACCACGCCUUCAACCGCAGCGCCGAUCUCAAGCCCCACGCCUUCGACCUGGGGGUCAUCGCCCUCGACGUGGCCGAGCGCGAGGCCAAGGUCCAGCUGACCCCCUUCGCCUCCCGGCCGGACAAGCGACACCUGCGCGUCCUCUACCUGUGCGCCGAGGGCCGGCGGCCCUCCGUGCUGCAGUGGUCUCGGAUCGAGGACGGGGUGAACUCGUACUGGUUCCGCGGCCUGGCACCGGGCACCAACUAUUCCGUGUGCCUGGCCUACGUCGGGGAGGACUGCCAGGUCCAGGUCGUCUUCACCACCAAGAAGGAGAUCCCUUCGCUCAUCGUCAUUGUGGUGGUCAGUGUGUUCCUGCUGGCCCUGGCCACCGUGCCCCUCCUCGGGGCUACCUGCUGCCACCUGCUCUCCAAGUACCACGGGAAAACCUACCGCCUCAUCAUGAAGACCCAGAACCCCGACCAGAUGGAGAAGCACAUCGCCGCCGACUUCGACCCCCGCGCGUCCUACCUGGAGUCGGAGAAGAACUUCGGGCCCUGUGAGGCCGGGACCGGGGUCGGGACCGGGGCAGGGACCGGGCCCGGGCUCCGGACCGGGGCCGAGGAGGAGGAGGAGGAGGAGGAAGAGGAAGAAGAGGGGGGCGGCGGGCCGGAGCGGGACGAGAGCCCGGUAGCCGGCUCUCUCCCCGACUCCCAGUCCAAGGCUAAUCAGGAGGAGUUCGAGGCCAGUUCCGAGUACAGCGAUCGGCUCCCGCUGGGGGCCGAGGCGGUCAGCAUCGCCCAGGAAAUCAACGGCAACUAUCGGCAGACGCCUCGCUGACUCCCUUCCCCCGCCGCCCUGUCCCGCCCUCCCCUUCCACCCUCCCUCCCGGCUUCGGAUCCCGGGACCAAACUCUCAACGCUGAAAAGGAAAAAGGAAAAAAAAAGUGUUACAAAAAUAAAAACCCCAAACGAUCAUAAUAAUUAAAAAAAAAAAAAAACAACCGUCUAGGACGGACCUCGGUCCCUCCGGGCGCCGCCCACCGAGACGACAGAAGGAGGUCACUCCACGUGGCCCAGGAAUUUCGCCUCCCUUCCCUUCCUCCAUCGUCCCCUCUCCCCGAUCCACGGGGGGCUUCAGCAUUCCUAUAAACGGAGUCACGGCCCUCUUUCCCUCCGUUUUCUCCCUUCCCGGCCUCCGAGGGACUGCCCCCUUCUCCACUCCGGUCUCGAGACCAACGAAACCAGGCGGCGACUGAACCAAAUCAAGCAAACGGCCAGCUGUCUCUCGGACCCGCUUGACCCACAAACGAAAAGCAAGGUGCUGGGGCUGGGGCGGGCUCCAGCUGCCCACCAAUUUCGAUUUUGAUUUCCUAAAGAGACUAGGAAUAUGGUGCUGACGGCCCCUACUCCAGGCUCCUGGGGCGGGGGCGGGUUUUUUUCCCUCCCUCCCUUGGCGGGGGGAGGGGUGGGGAUGGGGGUUAAAAGCAGAAAACCCAGCUCUCUCCGGGAGGGUGUGGGUGCUGCCUCGCGUGUUUCGUUGCUAUUGUGUUUGGAUUUCAGAAAGCGGUGGCGCUGGACAGCUCUCCCCCGCGCUCCCGCAAUUUGAUCGGGGUGCGGGAGAGCGGUGGGACGGGAUGGGGAGGGUUUUGCAGGGUCCUCUCGUCCUCCCGCCGCUCCUGAAAUCAACUAGAUGUGAAACCGAUUAGGUCUCCUGGCCCUAGCCCGCGUCUCGGAAGCUGUACUGUAGAGGUUUAAGGUGUAUAUUUGUGUGCGUGUGGACUUCACUUCAACCGUGAGUGCUUUAAAUUUUUUCCUCCCUGUUUGGCACAAAUAAAAGAGAGAGGGAGAGAGAGAGGUUACAGAUCAAGGAAGGAAUCUCUGUUCUUUGUUGACUCUACCCCUCCUCCAGAUAUGUCCCUCACCUAGGACCGUCUUUCCUCAAUGUGUAUCCCUAGAGUAGUGUGCUUUAGAAGGCGUGUGUAAUUCUUGGUGUACAUUGUGGUGUUAACGGGGCGGGUGGGGAGGAGACCCGGGGCCCACGGGGGUCACACUGCCUCCAUCCAAUACGGACUUGGGACAGCGGACACCUCCGUGAUUUUUCUUCCCUUUCUCCUUGGUUUUAAUGAAAUAUUUGAUUUUUAUAUUGUACUUUUUCGCCUCCGUACAAAGCGCGACCAACCACCCACCUCGGCGGAAAGCAGCACAACCCCGGUUUCCGGGGAUUCUCCCUGGGAGAGAGUCAAACUCAGAACUAUCGCCGAGAAGAACCAAAACUGACGAUACCACCUUUUUUUAAACGCAUCUGUAUGUCAAUAAAAAAAUAGAUGAAAAGAGAA